Molecule: messenger RNA, 1449 nt
Organism: Carlito syrichta (Philippine tarsier)
Lineage: Eukaryota; Metazoa; Chordata; Mammalia; Primates; Tarsiidae
Gene: LMNTD1
Product: lamin tail domain containing 1
Exons: 9
Coding region: 205-1449 (414 amino acids)
Cellular component (GO): cytoplasm; nuclear envelope
Source: RefSeq, a predicted model, not a curated record
AGCUGCUUCCAGUAAACGCCACACACCUUCACCAUGGUUUGAAUGAUAUCCUUAGCUGACAUCAGUAUUGGCUAUGUUGGUCCUUAAUUAUUCACAUGAGAGUUCUGGUUCUGAUACCAGUUUGGUAAAGAAAUCAUUAAAUCUGGCUGGUGCUUGAAGAGAGUUGGAUUAACAGGAAAGAAAAGAGACUUCUCUCUAGCCAGGAUGAAAGACACACAAGACAUUCAGGAAGCUUCAGAGGCUCUGCAGAGUGAAGUCCACAAGCAAGAAGAUAAAAUGGAGAAACAAGAACAAAGAGAAGACAAACUUGGAGCUUCCCCAGUGAAACAGCAAUCUUCAGUACAUUUUUACUCAAAGAUGUCAAGUUCUGAUACAACAACACCGCCAUCGUCAUGGUUAUUAUCUAAUGGAAUUCCUCUUGGUUACCCUCUGUCUAGUCCUCAGACUAGUGAAGUAGUUGCAUCAACAACUGGACCAGUGACUUCUAAAGCUACUAUAAGCUGCUGUUCCCAAGCAGAAAACAACUCUGUUCUAAAGAAACAGGCUGAGCCACCUGUGAUUGGGGAAGGAGAGGAUUAUUUCCAUUCUUUGUUUGGUGAUUCAAAGAAACUUACUGCACACUCAAGGCAUGCCGAAAAAACUUAUAAACACUUUUCUAUGAUUCUUGAAGAAGCUGGCCAGUAUACAUCCAGUUCUCUUGGAGACAUUAAAAUAGCUGAAGUGAAUACCAGGGGUUUGUUUGUAAAGCUUGUUAACACUUCCCUUGACAAAGAGCUGACAAUUGGAGAUCACAUUCUCCAGCAAAAUGUGAAUGGACAAACAAUUUCUUUGUACCGAUUCCCUCCAAAUAUCAUAAUGCAGGCCAAUUCCACAGUAAAAGUGUGGGCAGCAGCAUCUGAAGCCAAGCAUCAGCCACCAUCAGAUUUUCUCUGGAAAGAACAAGACAAGUUUAGAACAAGUUCCGACUGUACAACAAUCCUGUGCAAACCUAAUGGUCAAGCUGUUACCUGGUACACACCUAUUCACUGGAAGCAAGCAUAUAAGAAAUUAGAGACUGACAUUGAAUUUGACAGAUGUUCAGUGGUCACUCCAUCGUUGCGAAGGCACAUGUUUCAAUGGACAGCUUCUACGACUACAAUGAGUAAAGAGAAACAAGAUCAACGUAAGAAAGAUAUCUCCAACUAUCAGGUGGAACAAACUCAAGGUUUUCUUAAGAGAGUAAAGGAAAUCCCACCCACUCUUUUUCCUAAUCGCAGUCCUUGGUGCCAGAGUCCCUAUGUCGCUGCACAUCCCUACUCUCCUCUUAUUGAACCAUAUAAUACAUGUACUACUGGAAGCAGUAUGGGUAGACAGCCCAGGUCUCAAUCAACCAGGCCUGAUCCAGCCCCAGGAGCAGCCAAAGCGUCCCAUGGACACAGAGACCCCCAGAGGCAGCAGAGCCCACGCUAG